GGGACUUCGGGAUGGACCUGUGUCCCCCAGACCCAGCGGAGCUGAGCAGCGGGGAGGUGGAGGAGCUGCAGCAGAUCAAAUGGCACCGAAAGCAGCUUCUGGAGGACAUCCAGAAGCUGAAGGAUGAGAUUGCAGAUGUGUUCGCCCAAAUAGACUGCUUCGAAAGCGCAGAAGAAAGCCGGAUGGCCCAAAAGAAGAAGGAGCUAUGCAUUGGGCGCAAGAAGUUCAACAUGGACCCCAGCAAGGGCAUUCAGUAUCUCAUUGAACACAAACUCCUCACAUCUGACGUCCAGGACAUCGCUCAGUUCCUCUACAAGGGCGAGGGCCUCAACAAGACGGCGAUAGGCAUCUACCUCGGGGAGAGGGACCCCAUCAACCUGCAGGUUCUCCAGGCCUUUGUGGACUGCCAUGAGUUCUCCAACCUCAACCUCGUCCAGGCCCUCAGGCAGUUCCUAUGGAGUUUCCGGCUGCCGGGGGAGGCCCAGAAAAUCGACCGGAUGAUGGAGACCUUCGCCACCCGAUACUGCCUCUGCAACCCGGGCGUUUUCCAGUCUACAGACACCUGCUAUGUCCUGUCCUUCUCCGUCAUCAUGCUCAACACCAGCCUCCACAACCCCAACGUCCGGGACAAGCCACCCUUCGAGCGCUUCGUGUCCAUGAACCGCGGUAUCAAUGGGGGCAGCGACCUGUCAGAGGAACUGCUGUGGAACCUCUUCGAUAGCAUCAAGAGCGAGCCCUUCUCCAUCCCGGAGGACGACGGCAAUGACCUCACACACACAUUCUUCAACCCAGACCGCGAGGGCUGGCUGCUGAAGCUGGGGGGCCGCGUGAAGACCUGGAAACGGCGCUGGUUCAUUUUGACCGACAACUGUCUCUACUACUUCGAGUUCACCACGGAUAAAGAGCCACGAGGAAUCAUUCCUCUUGAGAACCUCUCAGUCCAGAAGGUGGAUGACCCCAAGAAGCCAUUCUGCCUGGAACUCUAUAACCCCGGCUCCCGGGGCCAGAAGAUAAAGGCGUGCAAGACAGAUGGUGACGGCAAGGUGGUGGAGGGCAAGCACCAGUCCUACCGCAUCUCUGCCUCCAGCGCCGAGGAGCGGGACCAGUGGAUCGAGGCCAUCCGAGCCAGCAUCACACGUGUCCCCUUCUAUGACCUAGUCUCUGCUCGGAAGAAGAAGAUUGCCAGCAAGCAGUGAGCCUCCUGGGAAGAUGCGCUGGGGGCUGCUACCUUGGAACCCCACACACCUGUGGUUCCUGGAGACUCAUCUCCCACCCCAGUGCACCCUUUCCUGGUCCAGAGAUGUCACUGCACUCAUCUGUGACCUCCAGCUAACAGUGGGCAGGAAG
Molecule: messenger RNA, 1347 nt
Organism: Elephantulus edwardii (Cape elephant shrew)
Lineage: Eukaryota; Metazoa; Chordata; Mammalia; Macroscelidea; Macroscelididae
Gene: CYTH4
Product: cytohesin 4
Exons: 13
Coding region: 12-1196 (394 amino acids)
Biological process (GO): regulation of ARF protein signal transduction
Molecular function (GO): guanyl-nucleotide exchange factor activity
Source: RefSeq, a predicted model, not a curated record